Messenger RNA from Monosiga brevicollis MX1, 1194 nucleotides. RefSeq lists its product as uncharacterized. The coding region runs from base 1 to 1194 and encodes 397 amino acids. NCBI's taxonomy places the organism in Eukaryota, Choanoflagellata, Craspedida, Salpingoecidae. The record is from RefSeq and is a predicted model, not a curated record. The transcript is spliced from 5 exons.
AUGGCGGCUGCUUAUGAAGAGGAGCGGGCCCCUGGCCUUGAGGAGGCUGAUGUGGUCACCAAGUACAAGAUGGGCGCUGAGAUGCUCAACCGCGCACUGCAACAUGUUGCUUCCCUCUGCGUCGAGGGCGCUUCGGUGCUCGAGCUGUGCGAGGCUGGUGACGCCGCCAUGGAGAAGGAGGUCGGCACCGUCUUCAACAAGAAGGUUGAGGGUCAGCUCAUCCCCAAGGGUAUUGCCUUCCCUACCUGCAUCAACAUCAACGAGAUUCUCUUCAACUACUCGCCCCUGAAGUCGGACAAGCCCACUCAGCUCAAGGCUGGAGAUGUCGUUAAGAUUGACAUGGGUCUGCACUUGGACGGCUACAUUGUGGUCAACGCACACACCGUCGUGGUUGGCGCCAGCGCCGCCGCCCCGGUCACUGGCCGCAAGGCCGAUGCCAUCCUCGCGGCCUACUACGCCUGCGAGGUUGCCGCCCGCCUCAUCAAGCCUGGCAACAAGUCGUCCGAUGUCACGGCUGCCAUCCAGAAGGUUGUUAAGACUUUCAACUGCAACGCCAUUGAGGGUAUGUUGUCGCAUAUUGCCAGCUAUCAGAUGGAGCACGACGAGCUGAUGUCUGAGAAGUCGAUCAACCAGAACCCUUCAGAGGCUGCACGCAAGGACAUCAAGGUCCACACUUUCGAGGCCAACGAGGUGUACGCCAUUGACGUCCUGGUCAGCACCGGCGAGGGCAAGGCGCGCCAGACUGCCAACCGUGCCACCGUCUUCCGCCCCACGGGAGAACUCUACCAGCUCAAGCUCAAGCAUGCUCGCCAGUUCUUCGGUGAGGUCCAGAAGAAGACUUCCAACAAGCCCAUGGCAAUCACCUUGCGUGGCUUUGAGAACGAGGCCCAGACCAAGAUGGGUGUCAAGGAGUGCGUCGAGCACGGUUUGAUCCAGCCCAUGGAGGUCAUGGCUGACAAGGAGGGCGAGUACGUGGCCCAGUUCCGCGUCACCACCCUGCUCAUGCCCAACGGCAACCUCAAGAUCACCACUGGCGGCUUUGACCCUGCCACCUGCAAGUCUGAGUUUAGCAUCGAGGACGAGGAGAUCAAGAAGAUUCUGUCCCAGAACCUGAGCGCCAAGGCUGGUAAGAAGAAGAAGAAAAACAACAAGAAGAAGGCCGAUGAGGCGGCCAGCGCUGGCGAUGCCAACUAA